Messenger RNA from Rana temporaria (common frog), 3057 nucleotides. RefSeq names its product zinc finger protein 420-like. The record is from RefSeq and is a predicted model, not a curated record. Gene Ontology annotation, biological process: regulation of transcription by RNA polymerase II. NCBI's taxonomy places the organism in Eukaryota, Metazoa, Chordata, Amphibia, Anura, Ranidae. Bases 1 to 2802 code for a protein of 933 amino acids. The transcript is spliced from 8 exons. Gene Ontology annotation, molecular function: RNA polymerase II cis-regulatory region sequence-specific DNA binding; DNA-binding transcription factor activity.
AUGGCAGCUGUUCAGUCGCUUUAUCAUUCUUACCCGGUGGCGGUGCUUCUCCGGGCUCGCCCAGGCAAUCAGCGCGCCAGAGAAGGAAUCCACCGGUGCCAGAAGGAAGCCAUAGAGAAAACCGAGGAACAGGUGAUCCCCGGCAAUCUCUAUGACUCUGAGACCCAGGCGCGACGUUAUGACGGUCCUGAGGAACCUCAGACUGUGAGGGACGGUGCCGUCCUUCCAACAGAGAAGAGGAUUUCCUGUACUGAGUGUGGGAAGAGUUUCCAUUCUAAAUCCAGACUUAAUGAGCAUAAAAUCUCUCACACAGGUGAGAAGCCACAUUCCUGCCUUGAGUGCGGGAAAUGUUUUUCACAAAAGUCCGGUCUUUACAGACAUCAGAAAUCUCACACGGGGGAGAAACCGUAUUCCUGUCCUGAGUGUGGGAAAUGUUUUUCAGACAAGUCUGAAUUUAACAAACAUCAGAGAGUUCAUACAGGUGAGAAGCCGUAUUCCUGUCCUGAGUGCGGAAAAUGUUUUUCACAUAAGUCCAAUCUUUAUAUUCAUCAGAGAUUGCACAAAGGUGAGAAGCCAUAUUCCUGUCCUGAGUGCGGUAAAUGUUUUGCACAGAAGGCCAAUUUUUUCAAUCAUCAGAGAUUGCACAAAGGUGAGAAGCCGUAUUCCUGUCUUGAGUGCGGAAAAUGUUUUUCACAGAAGUCCAAUUUUUAUAUUCACCAGAGAUUGCACAAAGGUGAAAAGCCGUUUCCCUGUCCUGAGUGCGGGAAAUGUUUUUUAAACCAGUCUCAUCUUUACAGACAUCAGAGAUCUCAUACGGGGGAGAAGCCGUAUUCCUGUCCUGAGUGCAGUAAAUGUUUUGCAGAGAAGUACAAUCUUAACAUACAUCUAAGGUCUCACACAGGGGAGAAGCCGUAUUCCUGUCCUGAGUGCGGGAAAUGUUUUUCAGUGAAGUACAGUCUUGACCAACAUCAGAGAUCUCACACGGCUGAACAGUGGAUAGCAGGAAUUCAGGGACUAAGACUCCUAAAACGGGGGCAAAUUCCUCAAAAAAGGCUCCUAAAGCAUCACCAUCAGUCUCUGAGGUUCCUGGUCAUGACUCCGCAGUGCCAGCCUCUCCAGAAGUACCAGAUGUGGCUGACCAAGGUGUUUACAAAGGUUCUGGCCCCGCUCCUGGAAAGGCUAAGGGCUCAGGGCAUCACAACUAUAGCUUAUCUGGACGAUCUCCUGUUGGUGGAUCAGUUGAUAGACUGUUUGAACCAGUCUGUGGUCAGCACAGUCAAGUUUCUGAGAUACUUGGGUUGGAUUCUUAAUUUUAGAGAAGUCAUCCCUGCGAUCGACUGUUAUAAACAAUAUCCUUUCCGCUUGGAACAAGAAUAUCCAAGCUCUCGAUUUGCCAAUGUAUCUUACCUCAUGGGUGCGUCAGAGCCUCAGUUGGUGGUUGAUGUCCAUAAAUCUGCAGAACGGGAAAGUCUUUCUUUCCUGUGGCCUGAAAGGUGUUCAGCAACUACCGUGGCUUCUUCGCAGGAUCAAGGUAGAAGGAAGGCCAGUGGUUCUUGUAGUUCCGGCCUGGCCCAGAAGGUCCUGGGUGAAGAUCUGAUACAUAUAAAAAUUGAGAGUCAAGCAAAAGAAGAAGAGAGGUAUGAGGAACCUCAGACUGUGAGGGACGGUGCCGUCCUUCCAACAGAGAAGAGGUUUUCCUGUACUGAGUGCGGGAAGAGUUUCAAUUUUAAAUGCAAUCUUAAUGUGCAUAAAAGAACUCACACAGGGGAGAAGCCGUAUUGCUGCCCUGAGUGCGGGAAAUGUUUUUCAGAUCAGUCCAGUCUUUACAGACAUCGGAAAUCUCACACGGGGGAGAAGCCGUAUUCCUGUCCUGAGUGUAGUAAAUGUUAUUUAUUUAAUUCGCAGCUUGUCACACAUCUGAGGUCUCACACGGGGGAGAAGCCGUUUCCCUGUCCUGAGUGUGGGAAAUGUUUUUCAGAUACGAUUUAUCUUUCCAGACAUCAGAGAUUGCAUGAAAGUGAGAAGCCGUAUUCCUGUCCCGAGUGUGGAAAAUGUUUUGUAAAAAAAUCACAACUUGUCUCACAUCAGAGAUCUCACACGGGUGAGAAGCCGUAUUCUUGUCCUGAGUGUGGGAAAAGUUUUUCAGAUAAGUCAUAUCUUUCCAAACAUCAGAGAUUGCACACAGGUGAAAAGUCGUAUUCCUGUCCUGAGUGCGGAAAAUGCUUUUUAAAAAAAUCAGGACUUGUUAAACAUCAGAGAUCUCAUACGGGGGAAAAGCCAUAUUUAUGUCCUGAGUGCGGAAAAUGUUUUUCAGAGAUGUCCAAUUUUUAUAAUCAUUUGAGAAUGCACACAGGAGAGAAGCCAUAUUUAUGUUCAGAGUGCGGGAAAUGUUUUGUACAAAAAUCAAACCUUGUCACACAUCAAAGGACUCACACAGGGGAAAAACCGUAUUCUUGUUCUGAGUGCGGGAAAUGUUUUUCAGACCAGUCCUCCCAUUACAGACAUCAGAGAUGGCAUGCGGGCGAAAAGCCAUUUUCUUGUCCCGAGUGUGGGAAAAGUUUUGUACAAAAAUCUGAACUUGUCACACAUCAGAGAUCUCACACGGGGGAAAAGCCGUUCGCCUGUUCUGAGUGCGAGAAAUGUUAUAUUCAAAAAUCACUACUUGUCGUACAUCAGAGAUCUCACACGGGGGAAAGGCCGUUUUGCUGUACCGAGUGCGGGAAAGGUUUUUCAAAGACGUCCAAUCUUUAUAGACAUCAGAGAUCUCACACAGGGGAGAAGACACUUUCCUGUCCUGAGUGAGGGAAUUUUUUUGUAGACACCUUUGUUUCAUUCAUCAGGCAUGGCUUCAUAAAUAUUACAAGCUCCAUGCAGCUUGUGGUUCCAGCGUUCACCCUUCUGUCUCCACGGUGCCGCCGCUGUGGCAGGACAACUUGACAAUCCCCUGUGGGAUCCUUCACACAGCCCACCCAGGCACAGACUGUCUCCCUGAAUACGUCCUGUGAUUUGAACCUGUCACUAUGUUUUUAUGUACACCUAAUAAACUUUCUUACACUA